ACCCUGCAAACAGGAAGUUUGACACAUGCAUAGCUCUGAGCUUCUGGUGAAGAAGUUGUUGAGCUCCUUCUGGAAAUAUUUGCAGUUACUUUAAGUAAAGAGUAAAUGCCCAUGAAUGGCAGCGUAUAGAGAACUACCUUGUAACCAGUUCACGGGCACGACUACUGCUCUUCAGAAAUUAGAAGGCUUUGCCAGCCGCUUAUUCCAUAGACACUCCAAAGGUGCUGAUCUGAAAACAGCCUUGGAAAAUGACAGCCUUCAUUUCUCUGAACAUACUGCUGUAUGGGACAGAUCAAUGAAAGAAUUUCUAGCCAAAGCAAAAGAAGACUUCUUGAAAAAAUGGGAAAAUCCUCCUCCGAAUAAUGCCGGGCUCGAGGAUUUCGAAAGGAAAAAAACCCUUGGAACAGGUUCAUUUGGGAGAGUCAUGUUGGUGAAACAUAAAGCCACUGAGCAGUAUUAUGCCAUGAAGAUUUUAGAUAAGCAGAAGGUUGUUAAGCUGAAGCAAAUAGAGCAUACUUUGAAUGAGAAAAGAAUAUUACAGGCAGUGAAUUUUCCUUUUCUUGUUCGACUAGAGUAUUCUUUUAAGGAUAAUUCUAAUUUAUACAUGGUUAUGGAAUAUGUCCCAGGGGGUGAAAUGUUUUCACACUUAAGAAGAAUUGGAAGAUUCAGUGAACCCCACGCACGGUUCUAUGCAGCUCAGAUAGUGCUAACAUUUGAGUACCUCCACUCACUAGACCUCAUCUACAGAGAUCUCAAACCUGAAAAUCUCUUAAUUGACCAUCAAGGUUACAUCCAGGUUACAGACUUUGGGUUUGCCAAAAGAGUUAAAGGCAGAACUUGGACAUUAUGUGGCACUCCAGAGUAUUUGGCUCCAGAAAUAAUCCUCAGCAAGGGCUACAAUAAGGCAGUGGACUGGUGGGCAUUAGGAGUGCUAAUCUAUGAGAUGGCAGCUGGUUACCCCCCAUUCUUUGCAGACCAGCCAAUUCAGAUUUAUGAAAAGAUUGUUUCUGGAAAGGUCCGAUUCCCAUCCCACUUCAGUUCAGAUCUCAAGGACCUUCUACGGAACCUGCUGCAGGUAGACUUGACCAAGAGAUUUGGAAAUCUAAAGAAUGGCGUGAGUGAUAUAAAAACCCACAAGUGGUUUGCCACAACAGAUUGGAUUGCUAUUUACCAGAGGAAGGUUGAAGCUCCAUUCAUACCAAAGUUCAGAGGCUCUGGAGACACCAGCAACUUUGAUGACUAUGAGGAGGAAGAUAUCCGUGUCUCUAUAACGGAAAAAUGUGCAAAGGAAUUUGGUGAAUUUUAGAGGGGAACCGUAAGAUGACAUCCGAGCUCACACUCAAUCUUUGCUCUCUGUAGAGAGAGAAGGUGGAGCUGAGACCGUCCUUGUUGAAGCAGUUCCCUAGUUCCUUCAUUCCAGCGACUGAGUGGGGUCUUUAUUGCCGUCAUCCGUGUGUGCACUCUGCAUCCGCCUGUGUCACAAGGCACCGCUAGGCAGGCGUCAUCUGUGCCAUCACACAGUGCUAGACCACUUUCCUCCUCCCUUUGGGUUGGCUCUCUCCUCUCCUACUUCUUCCUUUUCGGUCCCAUCACUUUUCUCUAAACAGUGCUCCAUUUUAUUUCAUUGGUGUUUCAGGUGGGCAGUGUUGUGGCUGUGUGAUAAUUCGAAGGGAAGGGUACAUGUCGCUUUCAGUAGUCCUGACAGUAUUUUUGUUGGUCAGUGGCUUGAUGGUAACCAUGCUAAUAAUUAUUUGUACUUUGAGUAGCACACACUCAGUUUUGCCAAAACUCUGGACGAUUUUCGAAGAUAGACUGUCUUAUCACGCAGGAAAUGUAUACAAAUGAAGAAAGACAAUAACUUUGUUGGAAUUCUGGCAAUAAAUGUAGAUAGACUGAUGCGGAGUAGCUAGAACCAGCAAUUUGGAUAGCUAGAGAUCAGAAGUCCUAUUUCCCUUCACCUCUUUUUAUAUAUUCCUCCCCUUGAGUAAUGGAGUGAGCAGCCUGGGUAGUGUGACGGAAGUGUCUCACUCAGCAGGAUAAACUAAUAAUAUGGCUCAUCACCCAGAUUCUGUCACCCAGUACCAGCAUUUCUGUAGGUAGUAGAGAAGAAUUCUAAGUUUUCUAAACCUUAACUCUUCAUAAGGACUUUAGCCAGUAUUUUAUUAAUAGAAUAAGAUUAAUAAAAAGUGACAAAUUUUGAAGUUUCUCAAAUGGUCCUCACUGUAAACUUUUUAAAGGAAAAGAAACAAACUAAAAAGAACAUAG
This is a messenger RNA of Otolemur garnettii (small-eared galago), 2265 nucleotides long. RefSeq names its product protein kinase cAMP-activated catalytic subunit beta (gene PRKACB). NCBI's taxonomy places the organism in Eukaryota, Metazoa, Chordata, Mammalia, Primates, Galagidae. The record is from RefSeq and is a predicted model, not a curated record. The transcript is spliced from 10 exons. Gene Ontology annotation, biological process: peptidyl-serine phosphorylation. Gene Ontology annotation, molecular function: ATP binding; cAMP-dependent protein kinase activity. The coding region runs from base 116 to 1306 and encodes 396 amino acids. Gene Ontology annotation, cellular component: cAMP-dependent protein kinase complex; nucleus.